This is a messenger RNA of Onthophagus taurus, 2346 nucleotides long. It is a transcript of the gene nod, whose product is annotated as no distributive disjunction. Gene Ontology annotation, cellular component: microtubule associated complex. Gene Ontology annotation, biological process: microtubule-based movement; mitotic spindle organization; spindle elongation. Gene Ontology annotation, molecular function: ATP binding; microtubule motor activity; microtubule binding. Lineage: Eukaryota; Metazoa; Arthropoda; Insecta; Coleoptera; Scarabaeidae. The record is from RefSeq and is a predicted model, not a curated record.
UUUGAAAGCUGCGCAGAUAGAUUGCGCAUUUGUCCAGUAUUUAUGUGUAUUUACACGCCGUUUAAAGCAUUAAACGUAAAUCAAAAAAACAAGUAUUAAAUUUAAAAUUACUGGUCAUAAAUAACAACAAUGGACAAUACUUUAGAAUUUGUGAAUGUGGCAGUAAGGAUUCGACCACAAUCAAUUCAAGAUUCAGCAAAUGGAUGCAAUUUAAAAGUGAUAUCAAAUAAUCCACCAAUUUUAACUGUAUCCGACCGACAACAUUUUAAUUUAGACCACAUAUUUGAUGGUGAUUCCAGUCAAAUUGAUGUUUUCAAUGAAAUAGUCAGACCCAUGAUUGAUAAGUUAUUAAAAGGCUUUGACUGCACUGUUUUUGCUUAUGGACAAACUGGAACUGGUAAAACUUACACUAUGGGUUAUCCACAAAUGGAUGAAGAAAAUAUGGGUAUGAUAAAUAGGACUUUUAAAGAGAUUUUCCAACAAAUCAACAAUGAGAUGGAAAUCUACACUGAAGUUUCACUUUACGAAAUAUACAAUGAAAAAGUUUUUGAUUUACUAGACGACCAUAAAGUUGCUUUAUCUGUGAAAGGCUUUCAAGUACCUGAUUUAAAAAGAGUUCCUGUUUAUGAUUUAGCUGAAGCUCAACAGUUAUUCUCAAUAGCAAGUAAAAAUAGGAGAACUGGGGGUACUUUACAGAACUCUAAAAGCUCAAGAUCUCAUGCUAUUUAUACAUUAUAUUGUAAAAUCUCAAAUGGAGGUUCUGUAACUUGUUCAAAAUUUAACUUUGUCGAUUUAGCUGGUUCUGAAAGUAUAAGAAAAACUGGAAGUGCUGGAAACUGUUUUCAUGAAGGAAUUAACAUAAAUAAAGGUUUAUUAUGCCUUGGACAAGUAAUUAAUGCACUCUCUUCCAAUCAAAACUAUGUCCCAUAUAGGCAAGCAAUGAUUACAACACUUCUAAAAGAUUCACUCUGCAAAAAGAAUUUUAUCACUUUAAUUGCUUGUGUAAGCUCAAAAUUAACAGAUACUACAGAAACACUUCAAACUUUAGAUUUUGCAAAAAGGGUUAAAAGAAUUGGUAAUAAGCCUGAAGCUUUUUCUAUGAUUAAUACUUCAAUUAAAAAGUCAUCACAAUAUUUAACACCAAUGAAAGCUUUUGGCCCAAUUCAGACUUCUACAGCUUUAAAAAAACCAAUACGUGUUCCAUUACCACCAAAAUUUACUUACAAUUUGGAUAAUGUAGAGGAUCAAGCAAUUAAUAUUAGUCCAAUUGUGAGAAGAUGUGUAGCUGAAAUUGAAUCUAAAUUGGUUUCUACAAUAAAUAAUUUAAUGAAAACACAAACUCCCUUAAGAAGAUCAACAAGAAUUUCUAGUUUUCAUCGAAAAUAUGAUGAUUAUAGUGAUGAAAAUCAGCAAAGUUGUUUAAAACAAUUCAAAUCUGAUGAUUCUAAAAGUGUGCCUUUAAAAACUAUAACUAAUAAAAGUAAUAAUCCGACAUCUGCAAUGGAAAAAAUUAUUUUUGAUGAUCUUAAACAAAAUAAUGAGGAUAUUAAAAAUUCUUCUUCACCAAAUAUUUUUAAAGUUCCACUUUUACCAAAUACUAUGAAGACAAGAAAUGCUUCAAAACUUAAAAAAACCUCUUCCCCUAAUACAACCAACGAAUAUAAUGAAUUUGCCAAAACACUCAGUACGGAUAAUCAAUUUGAAUCUAGAUUAUCUAUGGAAAGUAGUGAAAUUACUACAAGUAACAUUUCUUCGAUUAUGUCUGUCAGUCUAAGGAAAAGUACAAGAAUAAAAAGACAAACUGUUCGUUUAACUGUUGGUGAUGUACAUAAAUCAAAUAAAAAGAGUGUUAAUAAAACUAAUAAGUCAAGGAAGGGUGUAAGUGAUAGGUCUAUGAAAGUUAUUAAAAAGCAAAAAGUUGAAAAUCAUUGUGAUCAUAUUUUGGAAAUAUUAAAUGAAGGUUCUUUGAAGGCUGUGAUGACUUUACAUACUAUUGGAGUUAAAACUGCAGAACAAAUUUUAUUAUUCAGGAAACUUCGUGGAAAUUUCAAAACGAUUGAAGAUAUCAAAAACGUACUUCAUAAAGGAAAAAGUUAUCAACGAUUUCUUGAAGCGAAUUUUUUAAUAUAAUAUUGCUACUAAAAUACCAAAGUUUUUUUAUUCUAUUUCUAGUUUCAUUACCAAGUACAACAUUAGAUAGGUAUUAUAUGUAUAAGAAUUUUAUUAUUGAAUUGUAUAACAGACUAUUUUAUUAAUAAGGAAUUAUAAUAUGAUGUGAAUAUUCAUUUAUUUUUUGUACUAGAACAAAACAUUUUAUGCAUAAAUAUUGCUUGAAUUAAUUCAAAA